This is a messenger RNA of Acanthoscelides obtectus, 378 nucleotides long. The record is from the annotation of a GenBank genome assembly. NCBI's taxonomy places the organism in Eukaryota, Metazoa, Arthropoda, Insecta, Coleoptera, Chrysomelidae.
CAACAACAUCCUACUCUGGUUUUGAAGAUGAAAUAAUUUUUUUCCUCUAAAGCAGAAUCACUCAAGCGGAUGAGACUGGCUAAAACGGGAAGUUAUCACACAGGUGUAUCGCAGCAUCUCAAAGCUUCAUUUGAAAUAGCUUUUAUGAUAGCAAAGCAAAAGAAACCUCCUACUAUAAUUUUAGGAGGAGAUGCAGAGCAAAAAAUUAAAUCUAUUUCUCUUUCGAAUAGCACAGGAAAGCGUAGAAUCGAUGACAUUGCAGCAGACACAAAGUCAGAAAUAAUUAACAAAGUAAAAUUAUCGCCACUUGUUGCCGUUAGUUGCGAUGAAUCUGCGGAGAUAUCAUUCAAGAAGAGAUUUUGUACUCUCAAUCUUUGA